Molecule: messenger RNA, 5063 nt
Organism: Liolophura sinensis
Lineage: Eukaryota; Metazoa; Mollusca; Polyplacophora; Chitonida; Chitonidae
Product: sodium/potassium-transporting ATPase subunit alpha-like
Exons: 22
Coding region: 285-3389 (1034 amino acids)
Biological process (GO): potassium ion import across plasma membrane; intracellular potassium ion homeostasis; sodium ion export across plasma membrane
Cellular component (GO): plasma membrane
Molecular function (GO): ATP binding; ATP hydrolysis activity; P-type sodium:potassium-exchanging transporter activity
Source: RefSeq, a predicted model, not a curated record
AGAUAGGUGCAGUCGAGAAAGGGUUGCAGGACUUAACGGUUGUGAUAAGCUAGGGAGUAGUUCCUAUCCCUAUAGCAAGUUACUUACUCUUAAGCCUGUGGGUAUAACCCCAGGAGAAAGAACAGCUAAGGGUCAGCUGGGAUAUACUACUUUUCCCGGCAGCCGUAAAGUACAACAGCACUUGGCCCUGCACUAGAUCCUUCGUACUCCACCAGACUGGUAACGCUUCAUUGCACAGUCCAGAUUUAAUGACCAGUCAGCAGUAGGUGAAGCUUACAUACAAAAUGCCUAACCGGUACAAAGUGACAGAAGGAAAGGAUCCGAGAGCAGACAGCUACCGCUAUGCUGUCACUCCAGCCCAAGAUGAAAAGCUGGGCAAAAAGGGCAAGAAGGCCAAGAAGAAGGCCAACAUGGAUGAACUCAAACAGGAAUUGGAGAUGGAUGAGCACAGGAUUUCUCUGGAGGAGUUGUACGACCGACUGGGGACAGAUCCAAACAUGGGUCACACCACAGAACAGGCUCGUGAAAUCUUCGCCAGAGAUGGACCGAAUCAACUAUCACCGCCUAAAACCACACCAGAAUGGGUGAAAUUUGCCAAACAGCUCUUCGGAGGGUUUGCUCUUUUACUCUGGAUUGGAGCAAUACUCUGUUUUAUAGCCUACUCAAUCCAGGCUGGAACAUUUGAAGACCCACCUGGUGAUAAUUUAUAUCUUGGUAUUGUGUUGGCUGCUGUUGUCAUUGUUACGGGUUGUUUUUCGUAUUAUCAAGAAGCCAAGAGUUCAAGGAUUAUGGAGUCUUUCAAAAAUAUGGUUCCUCAAUACGCCAUUGUGGUGAGAGGUGGAGAAAAAUUGAAUGUGCGAGCGGAGGAGCUGGUCGUAGGGGAUAUCAUUGAGGUGAAAUUUGGGGACCGAGUACCAGCUGAUUUCCGUGUCAUCUCUGCCCACAGCUUCAAGGUGGAUAACUCCUCACUGACUGGAGAGUCUGAGCCUCAGACCAGGACAGCUGAGUUCACCAAUGACAACCCGCUAGAAACAAGGAACUUGGCCUUCUUCUCCACAAAUGCGGUAGAAGGCACAGCUCGUGGAAUUGUUGUGAAGACUGGAGAUCGUACUGUCAUGGGACGUAUUGCUAACUUGGCCUCUGGUCUGGAAGUUGGAGAAACCCCCAUUGCCAAGGAGAUUGCCCAUUUCAUUCAUCUGAUCACCGGUGUGGCUGUCUUUCUGGGUGUCACAUUCUUCAUUAUUGCCUUUAUCUUGGGCUACCAUUGGCUGGAUGCUGUCAUCUUCCUCAUUGGUAUCAUUGUGGCUAAUGUACCUGAGGGCCUGCUUGCCACUGUCACCGUAUGCCUGACCUUGACAGCCAAACGUAUGGCCAGUAAGAACUGCCUGGUGAAGAAUCUGGAGGCUGUGGAGACCCUGGGCUCGACCUCCACCAUCUGCUCGGACAAGACUGGCACCCUGACGCAGAACAGGAUGACCGUGGCACACAUGUGGUUUGAUGGAAAGAUCAUGGAGGCCGACACCAGUGAUGACCAGUCCAAUGCUACCUAUGACAAAGGCAAUGCUAACUGGGUUGCCCUCUCCCGUGUGGCUAUGUUGUGUAACCGUGCAGAGUUUAAGGCUGGUCAGGAGGAUGUACCCGUCCUUAAGAGAGAGUGCAAUGGCGAUGCCUCAGAAUCUGCCCUGUUAAAGUGUGUGGAACUGUCUUUGGGUCACGUGGUGGAAUUUAGAAGACGUAAUCGCAAAGUUUGUGAAAUUCCCUUCAACUCAACCAACAAAUACCAGGUGUCUAUCCACGAGACUGAGGACCCCGAUGAUCCCCGCUACCUGCUGGUGAUGAAGGGUGCCCCAGAGAGGAUCCUGGACAGGUGUGGCACUAUUCUCAUGGACGGCAAGGAAUACCCCCUGGACGAGAACUUCAAAGAUGCCUUCAACAGUGCUUACCUGGAACUGGGAGGCUUGGGAGAGCGUGUGCUCGGUUUCUGUGACUUCUUCCUGCCCACUGACAACUUCCCACCUGGCUACGAGUUUGACCCUGAUGAGCAGAACUUCCCCCUGGACAAUCUCCGCUUUGUGGGCCUCAUGUCCAUGAUUGACCCCCCUCGUGCUGCUGUCCCUGAUGCUGUUGGCAAGUGUAGGAGUGCUGGAAUUAAGGUUAUCAUGGUGACUGGAGAUCAUCCUAUUACAGCUAAGGCCAUCGCCAAGGGAGUGGGUAUCAUUUCAGAGGGAAGCAAGACUGUAGAAGAUAUUGCUGUGGAGAGAGGUGUUCCUGUGGAAGAGGUGGACCCCAAGGAAGCUAAGGCUGCUGUCAUCCACGGAUCUGACUUGAGAGACAUGACACCUGCCCAGAUUGAUGAGGUGCUGCGUAACCACCCUGAGAUCGUCUUCGCUCGUACCUCACCCCAGCAGAAACUGAUCAUUGUGGAGGGUUGUCAGAGGCAGGGUCAGAUUGUAGCUGUGACAGGAGAUGGUGUCAAUGAUUCUCCUGCUCUAAAGAAAGCCGAUAUUGGUGUUGCCAUGGGUAUUGCUGGUAGUGAUGUCAGUAAACAAGCUGCAGACAUGAUCUUGCUGGAUGACAACUUUGCCUCCAUUGUUACUGGUGUGGAAGAAGGUCGUUUGAUCUUUGACAAUUUGAAGAAGUCCAUUGCUUACACGCUGACAUCUAACAUUCCUGAGAUCAGCCCGUUCCUCAUCUUCAUCGUGUGUGACAUCCCUCUACCUCUCGGGACCAUCACCAUUCUCUGUAUUGACUUGGGAACUGACAUGGUACCAGCCAUCUCCCUGGCUUACGAAUCUGCCGAGAGCGACAUCAUGAAACGUCAACCUCGAGACCCUGUCAAGGACAAGCUGGUGAAUGAGAGACUGAUCAGUAUGGCCUAUGGACAGAUUGGUAUGAUCCAGGCCUCCGGUGGUUUCUUCACCUAUUUCGUCAUUAUGGGUGAGAAUGGGUUCUGGAUGUCUCGUCUGCUGGGCAUCCGUGUGGAAUGGGAUGCUCUGGGGGUCAACGACCUGGAGGACUCCUAUGGACAGGAAUGGACCUACCACCAGAGAAAGAUCCUGGAAUACACCUGUCACACAGCUUUCUUUGUGACCAUUGUGGUUGUGCAGUGGGCAGAUCUGAUCAUUUGUAAGACCAGGAGACUGUCCCUCUUCCACCAGGGAAUGAAGAACCACCACCUGACGUUUGGCCUGUUCUUCGAGACUGCGCUAGCUGCCUUCAUGACAUACUGUCCUGGGCUGGACAAGGGUCUGCGUAUGCAAAAUCUGCGACUGUCCUGGUGGUUCCCUGGAAUCCCCUUCAGCUUGGCCAUCUUCAUCUAUGAUGAGUGUAGGAAAUUCCUCUUGCGUAGGAGCCCUGGUGGCUGGCUGGAGAAGGAGACUUACUAUUAACGACACGCCUAGAGCCAGUAGGAGUAUUUCAAUAAUCACUGUAUUGCCAGGUGUCUGGGAGGCUCCCAGUGUUUUUAGGGGGGCCACUACAUGGUUAUUACUGGGCGUUGCCUGUUAUGUGAAGAUUGUAUAGACAUUGAAUUGGGUUGUUGGUAUAGGAUUGACAAUGUUCUAGUGAGACAAGAAGAAAUUGAAAACAAUAAUCAAGAAUACAUGUGAAUAUAUUGAUUUUAGAUGUAAUUUAUGCUUCAGAAAGUAACCCUGCAUUGCUUUUAUUGCAUUACUGUUAACACCAGACCGGUGUGUGUGAAUGGCGAUUCAUCAAGCAUUAUUGAAGUUCUCAUAGACUAUUGGUAGCUGGCCUUACUAGGCCUCUAGCAAAAGGUUACAAUUUUAUCAAUUCUAUAUACCCUGGAUCUUAAUCUUGUAUAGCUGUCCCUAGAUUAGGUGUAUUCAUAGUUACUUGUGUGUAAGCACAACUGUUGUCACUUUACCCAAAGCAAAUGUCACCAUUGCUGAAACAAUUUUUACAUUUUUUGUGUGUUUUGUCUUGAAUGGUUUUAAGAUUUUUUACUGAAAUUUCUGUUGAUUUAUGAUGGCUGUAAUGGUACUCAAGACUCAUCUCAUUAAGUUUUACAGCCCACUGUAUGAGGCAGGCUUUGAAUGUUGUGAUGUCUUAUUUGUUUGUCAUAUAUAUAUAUACAUAAACUAAGCAUUUACAAGCCUUGAGAUGUAUAAUUGGUACAUUCUAAAGAACGGAGCAAGAAUGAAGCAUAUCAGUAACCCUAGUUAGAGUUGUGUACAGAGGAUAUAGUGGCCAGUCAGGUCUACCAGUCCUCCAGUCAAUACGCAGUUUAAUUAGCCCGGGGCCUGUGUAUCCCUGCCUUCACCUGUGUAGAUCCAGCUAACCUGUGCGCUCUAGCCGCUGUGUGAUAUCCUAGUGCGUGUCUGUGAAUUCUGUGUUAUGUACAUUCCAGUUACCUACCUUAAUGCUGAGUGUUCAGCACACCAAUGUAGCCCUUCCCCCACUCCCAAGCCGCUCAGGGGUGCUCGGUUCCAGAUAACACCAGGAAGUCAUGAUCUUGAUCCAGUAUUAAGUACAGCAGUGGAUGUACCUGUACACUGUUAUGUCUGUUACAGUUAAGUUAGUUUGAGAUUUUAACAUGUUUUGAAGAAUCAGAAGGAAGCACAGUGACCAGCCUGUUACCUGCUGUAAGACCAUAGCUUGUUAUACAUUAGUGUAUUUCUUCAACACUGCUCUGUCUUCGGCACCAUCAAUUGAUGUUUGUAUUGUUUAUUAAUCAGGAAUGUUCCAUCUAGUUUUAAUACUUUUUUUAAAGAUUGUUAUGUUAUUUAGAAACAUACUCUGUCCUUCAGGUCACAUUAAGCUGCAUGAGUCUGGCAGGGUGGUGGAUAGUGUACCCCCUGUGUGCUCACAGCCUUCUCCCCCCACUGUUUUGGUAGGAAGCUUCUCUCCCAGACCUACCCCUCCCACUGGAGCUGCCUGUGAUGCCUGCACAGCUAGUAGCUGGUUUUCUGUUCUCACGGGUCCACCUACAAAGCUCUUACGGCCAUCACAGUAAACCACAGUAGUCUUAAUGUGACUGGUAAAGAACCAAUAUGAAGUAAAAUAUGCACUGAACUUUAGCCAAUAAAGUCUUUAAACAAACCUCA